Funneliformis geosporum is the source of this 581-nucleotide messenger RNA. NCBI's taxonomy places the organism in Eukaryota, Fungi, Glomeromycota, Glomeromycetes, Glomerales, Glomeraceae. The record is from the annotation of a GenBank genome assembly.
AAAUUGUCAACAAUGAUAAAGAUAACGUACGAAAAGCAUUAGAAUUAUUUGAAAAUUGGCAGACUCAGAAUUUACAGCAAGAUCUUCAGCACAUCAAAGUACAAAAUGAAAUAAAAACUUUACAGAUUGAAUCUGAAGACAUAAGCAAGGAGUUGAACAUGCACGCUAAUACAAUUGGAAGCAAAAGAUAUGAAUUCAUUUUAGGAAGUCAUAAAUGUAGCUCUGAAAAUUACAAAGGGAGAUAUAAAGAGGAGGAAGAAGAGAGUUAUGAUUUCGAGAAACAGGAUGGCUAUGAGGAUACUUACAUAGAUAUUUCUGAAACUACAGGGGCUCAACUAAUGGAUGCAUUGAGAACAGAAUAUCAAGAGAUGUUCGAGAAUAUGAAUGAAGAACUGAAAUGGAGGCUUAAAUCAAGACGAUGUGUAGAGGAUGUCAUUUAUGAGUUCGAAAAUUACUUAUCGCACUCAUUUAUCAUCGAUUUGGAAGACUGCCAAAUUAUGGGACUCUUCACAGAUGAAGAAAGAGAAGAGAUUAAAUCUAAAAACAUCAAAUACGAUCUAGAACUCAAUGAAGAUUGGUAG